This is a messenger RNA of Ylistrum balloti, 3456 nucleotides long. Its product is annotated as serine-rich adhesin for platelets-like. The transcript has a single exon. The record is from RefSeq and is a predicted model, not a curated record. NCBI's taxonomy places the organism in Eukaryota, Metazoa, Mollusca, Bivalvia, Pectinida, Pectinidae. Bases 1 to 3456 code for a protein of 1151 amino acids.
AUGGAUUUUAAAACCAUGUUCCAAAACAAAAUGAUUAUACUCUACAUAUUAUUUAAUAUUGUCAUUAGCUUGUCUGGAUCACCUGUUCCGGAUACAAAAACAAAACCGCCAGGUGCUGUAGAAAAACCUCUGAUGGCUUGUGACAAAAAGUUUUGUGAUUUGUUUCCUGAUAUUUGUAUGAAUGGCGGCACUUGUAUAUCAGGUAAAGGUUGUGAAGGUUACUGUCAAUGUACAAAGUAUUACAAAGGAAGACAUUGUCAAAUUAAGAUAGACGCAAUUGAAGAAUAUAACGGACACGGCAAUGGUAAUGACAACGGGAAUGAUGACGGCAAUGGCAAUGGCGAUUCAAAUUCGCCAGCACAGAAAAAGCCGGCAGUAGGUGUCAUUAUGAAAUUGUUUAAAGGAUUGAGGACUAAUGGUAACGGGGGCUCGUCAACUUCUAAUACAGCUAAUGAAGGGAAGAAAAAUAAGCGUGUUCUUUUGCCUAGCAAAGUUCCACCUGUUAAACCAGCGAAAAUUGAAGAGAAGAAAAUGAAAAACAUCCUUGUCGAGUCUAGAAGUGAACCUGUGAGCACUGCUGCCCCCGGAGUAACAUCCAAUAACACAGGAAACGGCAGCGUUAGUGUUACAAUCAAUGGCAAUCAGAGUAAAAACACGUCUCUUUCUGGAAAAGCCAACGCUGAUAAUACGUCUGAUAUUCCUAGUGUGGAUAACACAUCUACCAACAAAAGGAUCAGCAAGACGAGCGGGAAGCUUAAGCUGGACUCUGAAAGUGCAUCUUCAAAAACAGUUGAUUCAAAAGUCACCACUAGGAAUCCUAUUAUUCAAACUGUAGAAACGUUAGGACAACAUUCCAAUGCAGAUGUUGUAGGAACCGACACGGGUACCAAAUCAAAAUCAGUUACACACAUAGUUAAACCCACCAUUGUUAUCGACACUGCACAGCGGAAAACUACUAAACCACCACACCAGCCGAAACCGAGCAAGAAAAUGACUGAAAAUGGAGCCAUGAGAAUGAUAAGUAAACCCAAAACUAAAAUCACUUCCGGUACUACAUCUAUAAAUAAAACCACAGAGACUACAACUACAGUUAAAGCAUCCAAUAAAUCAGAAUCCGAAAAGGCAGGGACAAAAAUGAAAUCUGGCUUAGCGACAACUGUUAUAACUAAAAUAAUAAUUGGAAAUUCAAAAAACAAACAUGAUUCAAGUCCCCAGGCGGCCAUAGAAAUUCCGGUGCUAAGAAACAGUGAAGUCAGUUCUUCAAAUAUUGCUGAUUCGGUAGCAAGUUUCAUGCCGUUAUCAAACGGUGAAAUUUUUAUCAGAGAUGUGCCCAUUACUGCUCAAACAGGCGAUGUAAAUCACAAACCCAAAAUGGAUAUCGCAAGGUCAGCUCCACAAUUCUGGCGUGAUCGAAAUACGAAAUCCUCAUUACCAGUUACAUCUAAAACUGUAAAAAGCACUGUAGACGAUGCUAAUCGAUGGCUGGUGUCAGGAUUCGAACCAGAUUUUGACAAAUCCCCAAGGGAAAAUAUGGCCCUUGUACUAAGUAAAAACUUUUUACAGAAAGAAGAUAAUGAGACAAAAUCCACCCUUGGCGACAUAGUGUUGGUUCAGAGUGUAAAGAACAAUAUCACCACAGAUUCUGCAAUAUCUGUUCUUACCAAAACAAGUUCGUCAAUUUCUAAGGCAAAUGUAGAACCUCAUAUUGGUGCAUUUUCACCGCCAACGUUCACUUCCACCUCAGAAGCAGUAAAUCAAACAUCGCCAGCUGUUGAACAUUCAGUAGUAAGUAAAACACAAUCACUAGAGUCAUCCGGAAAUUCCAAUUCCAUAAAAACUGUUAAAAAAACAGAUGUUGAAAUGGUAGGAGAAACCGUCACACCAGGAUCUUCCAAACUAAAUUCAGACCUACCAGAGGAACAUUUCUAUCUGACAGCUGCUGUGUACAAGAAAUUCCUUCCCCUGGACACAGCGACAAAUGCCGAACAACAAAAAAGCAGUUUAAAGACCACUGUUUCUACAGCAGCGGGAUCCACUAUUGCCGAAACAGAUACAAAGCAUGAUUCUCUACUUGACACUAAAAGUGACCAGGAAGUGACGGAGUCAGCCAGUUCUACAUUUAAAAUCAGCAGCGGUGUACAAACAAUUCAUGUAACUGAAAUAACUCCACGAAUACCACCGACGGAUCAGAACAAGCAUUUAGAAAAAUCUGACAAGUCAUUUGACGUAAAAAAGAAUGAUACUCAUACUUUAGCACAAGAUACUGCAAUUACCACUUUAGAGAAAUUAAAAACAUUGCUUGUCUAUGUCCAAAAUAUACUGUCAUCAACCAAGAGUGAACUUGCUGCAAGGAAAGAGAACAACGGACAACCGGUCUCUUCGACGCAAACAGAAACACAAAUCCCUUCAGAAAACAAACCAGACAACACUGAUUCACUUAGAGAAGCAACUGCAAAUCUGAGUAAAAUACUCAAUCAGCCAAUGGUUGAACAAGAAAGCAUUAAUGUAAAAACUGAUAUUAACGAUCUACGACAAAAAACUACAAAGAACGUCACCACAGAAACUGCUCAAAGUCCAACAAAUGGAGCUGUGGGAACAACCCCUUUUGAUAUAUCUGAUAUCACUGAUUCGACCUCUGGUAAUUUUCCAACCAACAUUGACGCAGUCGUUAAAAUACCAAUUUUCACGAAACGCUCGAAUUCUACGAUUUCUUCAACAGUGCAACCAGUUGUUUCUACAGUUAGAAAUGGUUUGUCUGCUACUGCCGCAGGCCUGUCUGAAACAGAUAAGACAGGGCCAAGAAGACAUGUUUCAUCGAUAGCUAGGAUAUUACGCAAGAUUUAUGGUAUUAGAAAUUUCAUAGCACGGUCAACAGUGAAAAUCACGACUACUGCGAUUCCUAAAGUGUCUAUUCCUGAUACAGAACAACAUGAAAAAUCUCUUUUUAAAGGAACAAAAAAAGAAGGAAUUGUGUCAACGUCAGAACCGACCAGAGAAUCUUAUGGAUUUGGCAAUAUUCACAGCAAAGAUACUGCUCAUACUACGAAGCAGAACAGAAAACGGAAAAGUGAUCCGGAUUCACAAAUACUUGGAAACUUCAAAUUAAGCAAAAAUAAGGUAGGAGGAUUGUCUAUGUCAGAGACAUAUGUCAAGCGUAAUAAAACUGUUAAGAGUGGGAUGGACACAUUUUAUGGACACGAGGAUAUGAUAGGUAAUUUCAUCGUUGACUCAACUUCGACUAUGAAGCCAUAUACUAUGCCUCCCACAACAGAACAACAUGACAUUGUGCAACUUCAGACAGUAACUAAUACUGAUGAAAGGGAUUUAAGUAAACCACAAAGUGACUUUAUAGUUCAGCAAAGAACAAAAAGUGACUCCGUGAACUUAUCACCUUUAGAAACAAUACUGACUCUAAAGACAGAUUCUCCAAGGAUGAGAAAAACGGAUAUCAGUUAA